Molecule: messenger RNA, 1592 nt
Organism: Siniperca chuatsi (mandarin fish)
Lineage: Eukaryota; Metazoa; Chordata; Actinopteri; Centrarchiformes; Sinipercidae
Gene: mbd2
Product: methyl-CpG binding domain protein 2
Exons: 6
Coding region: 187-918 (243 amino acids)
Molecular function (GO): DNA binding
Source: RefSeq, a predicted model, not a curated record
AGCGGCCUCAGGAGUGGGCCUAAAUGUGCACGUGUUAUGUGACAUUAUGUCACAUGAGUCCUCAUUCUGUAUAACGUACCUACUGGACCGUGUGGACUGGCAAUGAAACCACUUGGAAUGGCGGCUGCCUGCACUCCUUCCCGGCCACUGAACAGUCCUGGUGCCGGCUGGUGAUGCAGUCAGCGUAUGUAUGGUGUCGUCCUGCGCUGGUGCCAGCCACCGCAGACGAGCCCGUCGGGAUGGCCAGAGCCUCCACCAGCAGUGCCGUGUCAUUUCUUCUCACCCAAACGCAUCGUCCUCCAUGGCAUCCCGAUCAAAAGUCCUACAGGGAAGAAGUUCAGGAGUAAGCCUCAGUUGUCCCGUUACCUUGGAAACACGGUGGAUCUGGGAUGUUUCGACUUCCGGACGGGGAAGAUGAUGCCUGGAAAACUGCAGAAGAACAAACAGAGACUCCGACAUGACCCGCUCAGCUUGUCCAAGGAAGGUAAACCAGACCAGGAAGGAGGAAGGGAAAAAGGGAAAGAACAAAAGAAGGAAGGAAGGAAAGAGCAAGGAGGUAAACCGGACCUGAACACAGCUCUGCCAAUCAGACAGACGGCGUCCAUCUUUAAACAGCCUGUUACCAAGGUUACGAGUCACCCCGGCAACAAGGUGAAGGCAGACCUGCAGAGAGGGGCCGAGCAGCCCAGACAGGGAGCAGGAGCUGAAAGUGUACCAGGCCAGGAGGAGUCUGGAGGAGGCGCUGAUGGCCGACGGUUUGGCGCGGGCCGCCGAAAACACCCGAGAGCUGCUGGAGGGGAAGAAGGCCUGAAGACAGACAGAGUCCCUCUGUUCACCAGCCUCAGGUUUAUCAUCAUCUUCAUCCAGACGACAAACCAAAAACAGACCACCCACAAACUGAAACAUCAUCUGCACUGAUCCAUUGCCUCAGUGGGCGAUUGCUUCCACCUUCCCCUUAAGGAAACCAUUUUCAGAAUGACAUCUGGAAACUAAAGUGAUUUUCCAGAGCAACAGCAGCAACAAUUGCAUCAGCAAUGACAAAAACACCAGCAACAACUACAAAAUGACAACAAUGGCUGCAGCAGCAACAGUUGCAGCAAUAGAAACUGCAACAUAGGAACAUGAGGAGCAACAGCAGCAAUAAGUUGAGUAUCUACCAGCUCAAAGCAACAACCGAAGCCUUUAAUCCCCUCUGUGAGUUAUCAUCUGUACAAACUUUACAACAAGCACUUAUCUUGUCUCACUUUUGAAAUUCAGAUAUUAGUUUUCUUUCUUUUUAAUAUAAAGCUGAUAAAAACAAUUUUUAAAAAAUACUGAAGAGCAACACCCUCAUCGAACCCAAAGUCAGGUUGCAAACUGCUGGACGGCUUUUGCUAACUCUACUAACUCUUAUUGUGCUUUUUGAUGAUUUUGGUUGUUUGGGGUGUAAAUUGUUGUCAGUUUUAAAGAAGUCUUCAGGGGUUUUAAUUAAAUAAUGAAAAUUUACCUGAAUAUGAAAUAUAACCAUCGCUUAUUUAAGACAAAUUUUAUACCUUGUGAGAACAUAUAUGUACAUUUCUUGGACUGGAGUAAAUAAAUGAUUAUAUUCACAA